Molecule: messenger RNA, 762 nt
Organism: Heterotrigona itama
Lineage: Eukaryota; Metazoa; Arthropoda; Insecta; Hymenoptera; Apidae
Source: the annotation of a GenBank genome assembly
UUUUAGUUCCACCGUUUCACCAUUACGUGACACUGUAUUCCACGUUCAUAGUAUUUUUAUUUACUCAUUUGCUAAUUGAGAGGAUUAAUUUUAUGAUCCUUUGCAAUGUACGAAUGAAGAUGUAACAAAAAAAAAAAAAGAAAAUGCCUUCGAAACCUAAAGUGGUUGCCAGGAAAGUAGCGACAAACGAGAGAAGUACGAAACCACCGAAACUUACAGAUUUGGGAAAUACUACUGCUGAAACUAGCAGUGGCUUGAGCCAAGAAGCUGAAGAUCAAUUUGAACUGGAAUUAUGCUGGUGCAUUCAGCAAUUAGAAAUGUGUUUGGCUACUGGGAAGCUUUCUGAGAAACAGACGCACGAUUUGACCAAGAAUAUAAAUAUUUUAAAAAGCAAUACUGCGCCUCUGGUGAAAAAGAGGCAGAUAAUGCGCAACACCUUGGGGAAUUACAGAGAGAAAAUGGCUAUCGACGAGCAAAAGCAUGGCAAAACUGCAUGUUCCAUCAAAUUCAUGCCUCCGUCUAGUCAAAAUAAGAAAUGUUUAUUUUUAAGGAAAGCUGCUUCAAUGGGAAAAGGAAAAGGAGAAGAGAGAAAGCAUUCGACAUGUUCUUUGAACUCUAGUGAGAAGUCCGUUGAUACUGAUGAUAUACAAAAUACAUUUCAAUUUAAUUUUCACAUAAAGGAAUAAAACGAUCUUUUGUAUGUACAAAAAUGGCUGUUUUUAUUACAACUGUAAUAAAUCUUUUUUAUUGUACAUUUUUAUU